Messenger RNA from Eruca vesicaria subsp. sativa (arugula), 3983 nucleotides. The record is from the annotation of a GenBank genome assembly. Lineage: Eukaryota; Viridiplantae; Streptophyta; Magnoliopsida; Brassicales; Brassicaceae.
AUGCAGACCGAUCGGGAACCAAAGAAGGAGGAGAAGAAAAAGAUGAAGAAAGAAUCAAUGUCCCUGAUGGGUUUGUUUAGCGCAGCAGAUAAAGUUGAUUACAUUUUGAUGUUCCUAGGUACUUUUGGGACGUGUGUUCAUGGUGGUACGCUACCACUCUUCUUCGUGUUCUUUGGGGAGAUGCUAGAUUCUCUUGGCAAUCUUUCUACAGAUUCUACAGCCAUAUCCUCCCGCGUUUCACAGAAUGCUCUCUACUUGGUCUACUUAGGGUUGGUCAACUUGGUAUCGGCCUGGAUGGGUAGGUUUCUAGCUAUAUUAUCGAGUUUCAGUUUUUUUCUUCUCAUGUUUAUAUUUGGAGUGCUUGUAUUGACAGGAGUCGCUUGUUGGAUGCAAACAGGGGAAAGACAAACAUCACGGAUGCGUAUAAAUUAUCUCAAAUCAAUUUUAGCAAAAGACAUAACUUAUUUCGAUACAGAAGCUAGAGAUUCAAAUUUCAUUUUCCACAUCUCAAGUGACACCAUCUUGGUUCAAGAUGCCAUUGGCGACAAGGCAGGCCAUGUUUUGCGUUACCUAUGUCAAUUCAUCGCCGGAUUUGUGAUCGGUUUUUUGUCGGUAUGGCAACUUACAUUGCUCACAUUAGCAGUGGUUCCACUGAUAGCAAUUGCAGGAGGAGGGUAUGCCAUAACAAUGUCAACAAUCUCAAAGAAGAGUGAAGCUGCUUAUGCUGAUGCUGGAAAAGUUGCAGAAGAGGUUUUGUCACAGGUAAGAACUGUGUAUGCAUAUGUGGGAGAAGAGAAAGCUGUAAGUUCUUACUCAAAAUCUCUCAAGAGAGCUCUAAAACUUGGAAAAAGGAGUGGUCUUGCUAAAGGCUUAGGAGUUGGAUUAACAUAUGGCCUCUUGUUUUGUGCUUGGGCUUUGCUUUUCUGGUAUGCUAGUUUGCUUGUACGCCACGGCAAAACAAACGGUGCAAAAGCCUUUACAACGAUCCUGAAUGUCAUUUACAGCGGAUUCUCCUUAGGUCAAGCCGCACCUAGCUUAUCAGCGAUUGCUAAAGGCCGAGUUGCUGCUGAAAAUAUAAUCAGAAUGAUAGGAAACAACAAUCUUGAAGGUUCUGAAAAAUUAGACGAGGGUACAACUUUGCAAAAUGUAGCUGGAAGGAUUGAGUUUCAUCAAGUGUCUUUCGCUUAUCCUUCCAGACCAAACAUGGUUUUUGAGAAUCUAAGUUUCAGUAUAUGUUCAGGCAAGACAUUUGCAUUUGUCGGUCCAAGUGGUUCAGGGAAAAGCACAAUCAUAUCAAUGGUUCAACGUUUCUAUGAACCCAAUUCCGGGGAGAUUCUCUUGGAUGGGAGUGACAUCAAGAGCUUGAAGCUGAAAUGGUUGAGGGAGCAGAUGGGUUUAGUGAGUCAAGAACCAGCAUUAUUCGCCACGACAAUAGCUUCCAAUAUUCGUAUCGGUAAAGAGGAUGCACAUAUGGAUCAGAUUAUAGAAGCUGCUAAAGCAGCCAACGCAGAUAGUUUCAUUAAAUCAUUACCGAAUGGUUACAAUACUCAGGUUGGAGAAGAAGGAACUCAGCUCUCAGGAGGACAGAAACAGAGGAUUGCCAUUGCUCGAGCAGUUCUAAGGAACCCAAAGAUAUUACUCUUAGAUGAAGCAACAAGCGCACUUGAUGCCGAAUCAGAAAAGAGUGUUCAGCAAGCACUUGACAAUGUCAUGGAGAAAAGAACAACGAUCGUCAUUGCACACAGACUAUCAACCAUCAGAAGUGUUGACACGAUUGUUGUAUUGAGAAAUGGACAAGUUAUUGAAACCGGUAGCCAUGCAGAACUGAUAUCAAGAGGAGGAGAUUACGCGACUCUUGUGAACUGCCAAGAGACAGAUCCUCAAUCAACGAUGUUGGAAUCUGGUAAAUCUCUAGCUAGAUCUUUAAGUUCAAGAAGGGUUGCUAGUUCAAGGAGGACUUCAAGUUUUAGGGAUGAUCAAGAAAAGAACAAUGAAAAAGAUUCAAAUCAAGAAAUUUUAAGCUCAUCUUCUAUGGUAUGGGAACUUAUAAAACUAAAUUCUCCAGAGUGGCCUUAUGCAUUACUUGGCUCAAUUGGUGCAGUUCUUGCUGGAUCACAACCAGCAUUUUUCUCCAUGGGGAUUGCUUACGUUCUCAACGCGUUCUAUUCACCUUUUCCAAGUGUGAUUAAGCGCGAUGUCGAUAAGGUAGCAAUUGUCUUUGUUGGAGUCGGAGUUGUGACACCUCUUAUAUAUCUCCUCCAACAUUACUUCUAUACACUUAUGGGAGAGCGUCUUACUUCUAGGGUUCGCUUAUCCUUAUUCUCAGCGGUUCUUUCGAAUGAGGUUGGUUGGUUCGAUAUGGAAGAGAACAACACUGGUUCACUAACUUCAAUUUUAGCUGCUGAUGCAACUUUGGUGAGGAGUGCUCUAGCGGAUCGGAUCUCGACAAUAGUCCAAAACCUGUCUCUUACAGUCACAGCAUUAGCAGUUGCCUUCUUCUACAGUUGGCGUGUUGCAGCUGUUGUGACUGCUUGUUUCCCUCUUCUCAUUGCUGCUUCGCUUACCGAGCAAUUGUUUCUAAAAGGCUUCGGAGGAGAUUACACAAGGGCUUACUCUAAAGCAACUUCAGUGGCGCGUGAAGCUAUUGCGAAUAUAAGGACAGUCGCUUCGUUUGGUGCUGAAAAGACAAUCUUGGAACAGUUUGCGUGUGAGCUAAGGAAACCCACUAAGAAUGCCUUUCUCAGAGGUCAUAUAUCUGGAUUUGGAUACGGUUUGUCUCAAUGUCUCGCGUUCUGUUCCUAUGCUCUUGGUCUCUGGUACAUCUCAGUUUUGAUCAAGAGGAAGGAGACAAACUUUUCGGAUAGUAUAAAAUCUUUCAUGGUAUUGCUUGUCACGGCUUACUCAGUAGCGGAAACGCUUGCUUUGACACCCGAUAUCGUGAAGGGCACGCAAGCGCUUGGAUCAGUUUUUAGGGUUUUGCAUAGAGAGACUGAGAUACCUCCAGACCAGGCUAACUCAAGAUUGGUCACUCAGAUCAAAGGAGAUAUAGAGUUUAGAAACGUGAGCUUUGCGUAUCCGGCAAGACUUGAUGUCCCCAUUUUUCAAAACCUAAACCUAAGAGUCUCAGCCGGUAAAAGUCUUGCGGUUGUUGGACCAAGCGGUUCGGGGAAGAGCACGGUGAUUGGUCUGAUUAUGAGAUUCUACGAUGCGGACAAGGGAAACCUCUGUAUCGAUGGGAAAGACAUAAAAACCCUAAACCUACGUAGCUUGCGGAAGAAGCUAGCGUUAGUCCAGCAAGAACCAGCUCUGUUUUCAACAACAAUUUACGAGAACAUCAAGUACGGCAACGAGAACGCGUCGGAGGCAGAGAUAAUCGAAGCGGCUAAAGCUGCGAACGCGCACGAGUUCAUAAGCAGGAUGGAAGAAGGGUACAAGACGCACGUGGGUGAAAAGGGAGUGCAGCUAUCAGGUGGUCAGAAACAGAGAGUGGCUAUCGCGAGGGCUGUUCUAAAGGAUCCUUCGGUGCUUCUCCUCGAUGAGGCAACGAGUGCUUUGGACACGACCUCGGAGAAAUUUGUCCAAGAGGCGCUAGACAAGCUUAUGAAGGGAAGAACCACGGUGCUUGUGGCUCAUAGGCUCUCGACCAUAAGAAACGCCGACACGAUCGCUGUCUUGCACAAAGGAAGAGUUGUGGAGAAGGGAAGUCAUAGAGAGCUUGUUUCUAAGUCCGAUGGAUUUUAUAAGAAACUGACGAGUCUUCAAGAAGUGGUGUAACUUAUGAUCGGUGAUUAUUUUUUACUUUUUGUUUUGAUAGCAAUCACUAGCUUACUAAAGUGAAAAUUGAAAACAAGGAAUUACAUGGACAUGCAGAAUCUAGCUUUCUCGUUGAUAUGGCUAAAUUAUCACAUAGGUUAGUUAAACAUUAUAUGGAUAAUGGACGUACGUCUUGGAUUUUUUUAAUAAAUAUAUAAGUAUUUACACGA